UUGACCAAGCCAGGGAAACGUUUUUCGGUGAGAAUGUGUUGCAUCAAGUCAGACUACUCCGCGUUACUUUCUCAAGAAAACGCGCACAUACACAAUGAAGCAAGCAUCUAACUGAUAUACAAAGCAAAGCACAGAAAAGUGGUAUCGUGCAAUAAUGGACAGAUGGAAAAAGUCCAGACGCAAACUAGCAGUGAAACACUGCAGCGCUGUAUCCCUGAUGCGUGCCGCGGAACAGGCAUAGAGUAUUAACUUUAUGUUCGCAGGCUGGGGCUCUGUGCUAGGAAACAUGAGAAGGGUGACAUAUUCAGCUUCUCGGGCUGAGAAUCGGAGGCCACUGAAUAAAGCAGAAAGGCGACCGCGGUUCGUGUGGUUUUAGCUCAGGAACUUAGAACGGGAGCAUGUGAGCAGGGAAUGGACAACUGGAAGCAGGAUUACAAACUACACCGAGAAGCAGGCGGGCUGCGGUACAGGAGACUCACCGGGACACCGGGACACCGGGGGCAGCAGCAGCUUCAAUAAAACGUCAAGUGCAACACUUUCGAGAAGACAGACAGAUUUUACGCAGCAGAUCAUACGGAGGAAUACCGAACCAAAGAUGAAUACUAUUGUGUUUAACAAAUUGAGUAACCAGGUCCUCUUCGAUGAGAAGGCGAAGGAGGCCGAGAGGAGCAGUAGAAAUUAUUUAGACGUAAUAGAUGGACAGCAUCCGGACCUUCAUCCAGACCUGCUAUCAAGCAACCACCAAGUUAUCAAAGACAACAACGGCAUCAGACACAGGAGGGGCCGUCAGAACGGUGGGAAGGUGCGACACAAGCGCCAGGCUCUACAGGACAUGGCUAGGCCUCUGAAGCAGUGGCUCUACAAACACAGGGACAACCCAUACCCCACUAAGACAGAGAAAAUCCUGCUGGCCCUCAGCUCUCAAAUGACCUUGGUCCAGGUGUCUAACUGGUUUGCCAACGCCAGGCGGCGGCUGAAGAACACAGUGAGACAGCCAGAUCUGAGCUGGGCGCUGCGCAUCAAACUCUACAACAAAUACGUCCAGGGCAACGCAGAGAGACUGAGCGUCAGCAGCGAUGACACCUGCUCAGAAGACGGGGACAACCCUCAGCGGAUGCAGACGAGCGGCGGCGAGUUCAGCAAGCCCAUGUACCAGAGCGUCAUCAAGAAGGAGGGUGCCACCAUGAUGGGGACGGGGCUCCGAGCCGCUGACGCCGCCUCAUUGGCCGAGGACUACGUGACUCCGCCUCCUAAGUACAAGAGCAGCUUGCUUCACCGGUACCUUAACGACUCGCUGAGACACGUGAUGGUGGCCAACGGCGUCAUGGACGCCAGGAAGAGGAACCACUCGGGAUCCUUCAGCUCCAACGAGUACGACGACGAUCUCCUCUCCCCGUCGUCCUCAGAAACCGAGGCAAACUUUGUUUAUCGAGCUGAAACCAUGGACCAUGGAUCAAGUAAAUGUGACAAUGGGGGUGUUCAGAAGGAGAAGGUACGGGGCAAAGAUGAGACGUACUGGAAGGAGAUCAAUGCAGCCAUGGCCUUGACUAACCUGGCGCAGGGAAAGGACCGCAGCGGAUCAGGGACGACCAGCUGCAUCAUCCAGAAGUCCUCUCAUAUAUCAGAAGUAAAGACUGUCAAAGUGCCUCUGGUGCAGAAGUACUAGCGCCUAUCACGGAGUCGUCUGUCUCCAACUCAUCUUCCCUUCUACUCUCUAUGCAACAUCAACCUUCCCUCUGAAAACUCACUCGGAAGAGACAGUCAAAAACAAGAAACAGGUACUCUCUGUUUUCCGUCUGUAAAAAUACAGCAGAACUGAAGACAUCCUAUUUCGUGUGUGGGUUGUGUUUUGACCUGCAUCACAUGCAUUAGACAGGUGUUGCCAUGAUCAUCGUUAACUGCAUUGUUCAGUUCUGAACGAGACACUUUUGUUAUGUUAACUUAUUUGAUGUAUCUGAAUUUCAUUUUUUUUUAUUUUUUUUAAUACUCCAAAAUUUGUAUUGUACUUUUGCCAAAGUGCCUUUUUGGGAAGCAAAGCAACACACCCGUUGUGGUUAAUAAUGUACAGAGUGCCUCUGGGAACAUAAAGGACUAUCUGAAGAGGCAAAAUAAUAUGGUCUUAUAAGCUUCUUCUGAAGGACUUCCUCCAUGAUAUGUGCCUUACAACGUGAAUGAAUUUAGCUGACCUUAAAUAACAUCUGUACUGUUCUAAUUUAUCAAGACACACACAAACACACAAAGCAGUGUGGGACUAAAUUAAACUAAACUAAACAGACAAUAACUGUGAAUAUAUAGAUAAAGUUCACUCCAGCCAAACACCUAGCACUUGAGGGUUAGAAUGGACAAGAUACCAGCAGAUCCAUUGUGCUGUCGUUAGUCACAACCACCAUCAUGUCUUCCACAGCUCGGCCUUGGGGUUUCAUUUCCGAGAGAGGAUGGAUCCUUAUCGAGGCUUUUAAACUGGAAAGCGCAAGCAAAUGUUGAACUAGCACCAGCAUACAGGCAUGCUCACGUGCACACACACGCAGGCUGACACACACGCAGGCAGACAAGCAGACAGGCGUGCAAACCCACACACUCACACUCGGUCGGGAGGUUUAGUCGGCUCAGUGCUGCAUCCGUUUAAGGGCCAUGAACUAAAGGGAUGUUUUUCUUUCUGUUAUCAGUGUAGUAUUAUAUGAAGUAAAGUGUUGCUCCCUUACAUGUUUUCCUUUAGAACAAGGUACGUCAACAGUGUAAAAAAGACUAGGAGGUCAAUUUAAUCCAACCCGGAUUGCAGUAUUUACGCAGUAGUUCUUUUUCCAAUGGUCAAAUGAAUUCGCAGACUGGUCUUGUCUUGGGUACUGUAUAAAAACCUACAACUACUAGCAGGGCGACCCCCCCCCCCCCCCCCAACCCCUCACACACAGGUCUGCUUUUCACAAUUAGAAGUGUGCGGGCAUGGGAUGGAUAUUGUACAUAAAGACACUGAGUAAACGUUGCUAAGGCGGGUUUGAUUGAAUCCCAGCCUAGCUCACCAUGCCGUUUAAUCCUACACUCACUCCUGCUUAGCUGUUCAGAAUCACAUUCAAAUUGCUGUUUACAAGAAGCCAGGGAGAGAGAGAGAGAGCAAGAGAGACUUGCUCAAAAAAUUACAAAUAAAUAGCCUUUUCAGUAUUAUCUCUUCGUCAGCCAGCAAAGCAAUUGUUCAAGUAUUUGUUAUUGAGAGUUUGUUUAUGGCAGUGGUUGUUCUGCUGUAUCAAAGUUUUCCUUAACCAUAACCCGUUGUGUUCCUUUUUUGACCGACUGGAAAGAAUCCUCCUUAAAUACUUAUAAAGUAUGUUAUUUACAUUGUAGCAACCCAAUGCCAAGUACACAACUGAGAGAAAUCAAGUUGGACUGUUAUAGUAACUAGUCGGCCAUUUUCUGCCGACUCACUAAUUGUAUGUAUAUCUUCAAGGUAAUGUUUGUGUCAAAAUCUACACUUUUUUAAAUUCUCUGUGCUGUUUGGGCCCAUUGUUUGACAACCUCGACUGUGCUUGUGGUCAAGGGGUGAUUGAGAAAAGCUGCACAAAGUUACUUUUAGCAAUGACUCUUAUUCUUGAAUGUGCAAACCGUUAAAAGCUGCACUUUAGACUCUCUGUUCUCCAAUAGAAAGAAACAGAAGAGAAGGCGUCAUUGAGAAAUUAUGAGAUUGAUUUGAAGGGGGAAAUAAUGUGUUGAGGCGUCAGAGGUACAGAACAGCCAUUGUUUUAGCUGUACAACCCUGUAGGGACACAGAACAGCCAUUGUUUUAGCUGUACAACCCUGUAGGGACACAGAACAGCCAUUGUUUUAGCUGUACACCCUGUAGGGACACAGAACAGCCAUUGUUUUAGCUGUACACCCUGUAGGGACACAGAACAGCCAUUGUUUUAGCUGUACAACCCUGUAGGGACACAGAACAGCCAUUGUUUUAGCUGUACACCCUGUAGGGACACAGAACAGCCAUUGUUUUAGCUGUACACCCUGCAGGGACACAGAACAGCCAUUGUUUUAGCUGUAUACCCUGUAGGGACACAGACCAGCCAUUGUUUUAGCUGUACACCCUGUAGGGACACAGAACAGCCAUUGUUUUAGCUGUACACCCUGUAGGGACACAGAACAGCCAUUGUUUUAGCUGUACAACCCUGUAGGGACACAGAACAGCCAUUGUUUUAGCUGUACACCCUGUAGGGACACAGAACAGCCAUUGUUUUAGCUGUACACCCUGUAGGGACACAGAACAGCCAUUGUUUUAGCUGUACACCCUGUAGGGACACAGAACAGCCAUUGUUUUAGCUGUACACCCUGUAGGGACACAGAACAGCCAUUGUUUUAGCUGUACACCCUGUAGGGACACAAAACAGCCAUUGUUUUAGCUGUACACCCUGUAGGGGCACAGAAUCAGCCAGCAAACUAAAUGUACCCCAAGGCUUCGGUCUAGUACUGUACCUUUUAUUUUCUGUGCAAAAACUCAUGUUUCAAACAGAUGCUGACAAACGGAAAGCAAUUAACUUUUGUCAUAUUUUAGAAAAUCUAUAAAUUAUUAAGGAUUGUAAAAAAAUAAGUUGGUGAGAAUAGUCUGUUUUUUUUAUUGUUAAGUUAUGAGUUAAAACAUUUUGAUAGAGACUGGAUUGUUAUCCAAUGACCAAAUGCAUAAUAUCUCAUUGUAUUGUCUGAUUUUGCUUUUAUGUGAACAUUUAUUUUGUUAAUCUAUGGUUACUUCCACAAAACAAUGAAUAAACCUUUGAAGAAAUUG
Messenger RNA from Salvelinus fontinalis (brook trout), 4759 nucleotides. Its product is annotated as homeobox protein Mohawk-like. The record is from RefSeq and is a predicted model, not a curated record. Gene Ontology annotation, molecular function: DNA-binding transcription factor activity, RNA polymerase II-specific; RNA polymerase II cis-regulatory region sequence-specific DNA binding. The transcript has 7 exons. Gene Ontology annotation, biological process: regulation of transcription by RNA polymerase II; muscle organ development; cell development. Gene Ontology annotation, cellular component: nucleus. NCBI's taxonomy places the organism in Eukaryota, Metazoa, Chordata, Actinopteri, Salmoniformes, Salmonidae. The coding region runs from base 596 to 1666 and encodes 356 amino acids.